CGAGACUGGGCACGAGCAUCAUCAGCUGCCACCGACUCUCAGUCUCACUUGAGUCGUCGUUGGCUUAGGGAGUGCACGCUGGAGAGAUCAGCCCUUGGUAUUCCUUACCCCUUCACCCAGAAGAUUCUGGUUCCCUCUGCAAUUUUCUGUAGCCCUAUCACCUGUUAUCCAAAGUAUUUCCCUAUUAUCAUCUAUCUAUGCAAAUCCUAAAUAUUCACCUUUCUUUUCCACGUGUAUACGCCAAAUUUCUGUUUUUAUAUUAUUUGAAAGUGAAAUUAUUGUUAGUGAAAAAAAACCAUAUAUAGUGCUGUAUAAUAAAAAAAAAAGUGUGUGCCAAUGGAGAUAUGAAGUAGUGUCCUUCACUUAACAUACAUUUAAAUUUUACUCCAAUUACGGUAUUGUGAAUAUUACUAGAGAUAAUCCGGCGCACAAUUGUGAUGGAUUUAUACUGUGUAUAGUGAGACUCUGUAGCUUCACGGUGUAACCUUAAAUAUUUGUGAAAUUCCAAACUAAAUUUCCGGAAUUUUUGUCUCAAAACCACUUGGAUUCUAUAAGGAUAUAAAUCAACAAACUAUUUGGACCUCCUAAGCGGUCUUGUUGAGGAGUACUAGCUCAAAAGGAAACAAGAAAAUGGGGAUGCAUGUAGGAGAGACUUUGGCCAUUGAUCAGUCACCAACCUUCACAAAUCGCAGUGGAAUUCACAUUUCAAAGCUCACCCUUGCAUUUAUCGUUGGAAUAUUUGUUUGUGGAAUUGUGGGAUCAGGUUUUCUAGUCUAUCACUUUAUAUCGUGUCCAAGUGAUCCUUGUAUACAUCCGGACCGCCAUGAAGAACCUGGUGAUCCUUUUGCCGUGCACGAAGAUUCAAUUCUCACAGUUUCUGACUUCCUUCUGCCCACUGCCCUCAAACCUCAUCACUAUGACGUCAAAAUUCAACCGUACUUUGCGGAGAAAAAUUUCACAUUCAAUGGAGAAGUUAUGAUCACUUUAGAAGUUCUGGAGGACUGCAAAAAUAUCACACUCCAUUCAUUUGCACUGAGAGUCCCGGAAAAGGACAUUCGAAUUACUGAAAAUGCAACAAAGACGGAAAUUGCAGUUGCAGGAAUAUCUUCUGUAGAAAUACAGCAGUUUUUCGUGAUAAAAACAAAUGAGGUCUUGAAGAAGGGAAAAUUCUACCGAGUUUUCCUCAAAUUUCAGGGAAUUCUCAAUGAAUUUAUGCAAGGGUUCUAUAGGAGUUCCUAUAAAGUAGAAAAUUCAACACGUUGGCUCGCUGCCACACAAUUCCAGCCAACGGACGCCAGGAGAGCAUUUCCCUGCAUGGACCAACCAGAUUUAAAGGCACGCUUCAGUAUAUCAAUUGCACGACCCAAAACUAUGACUUCAGUGUCGAACAUGAGAAAAGUGCGAGAAAUGAAUGUAGACGAUGAUCCGGACUACCUGUGGGACAUUUACGAAGAAUCUGUGCCAAUGUCAACAUAUCUUGUGGCAUUUGUCGUAUGCGACUUUGCCAAUCAGACCGACUCAACGGGAACGGUGGGUGUUUGGGCGAGACAGGAUGCCAUCAAAUCCACAAACUAUGCCUUGAGCAUUGCUCCAAGGAUCCUCAAUUACUUCGAACGCUUCUUCAAUAUAUCCUAUCCUCUGGACAAGCUCGACAUGAUUGCACUUCCCGACUUCAGUGCAGGAGCAAUGGAGAAUUUCGGUUUGAUCACUUAUCGAGAGACUGCAAUGCUCUAUGAGGAAGGAAUAUCGGCCAUAAGCAAUAAACAGAGAGUAGCAACGGUGAUUGCACAUGAAAUCUCUCAUCAAUGGUUUGGGAAUCUUGUGACUAUCAAAUGGUGGAAUGAUCUUUGGCUCAAUGAGGGUUUUGCCAGUUAUAUGGAAUAUUUAGGAGUGGAUGCUGUAGAGCCAUCGUGGAUGUCUAUGGAUUUAUUUGUUGUGGGAGAAUUGCAGAAUGUUUUUGCACUGGACGCUUUGUCGUCGUCCCAUCCGAUUUCCGUGGAAGUUGCCAAUCCGGAUGAGAUAAAUGAUAUUUUCGAUAGGAUUUCUUAUGGGAAGGGAGCAUCAAUUAUCCGGAUGAUGGAUCAUUUUCUCACGUCUGAAGUCUUCAGACGGGGUCUCAAUACAUAUUUGAAGACUAUGAUUUUUGAUUCAGCUACUCAGGAUGAUCUCUGGGGCUAUUUGACGGACGAAGCUCGAAAAAGUGGAGUUUUCGACGGAGAAAUGAGUGUCAAGGAGAUUAUGGACACUUGGACGCUCCAAACGGGCUUUCCACUGAUCACAGUGGCCAGGGAUUAUGCUAGUGGAGCCAUUGAGCUCCAUCAGCAGAGAUUUUUCAUUAUAAAUCAAACGGUUGAGGAGGACAAGAGUCCAAUCUGGUGGAUUCCUGUGACUUUUACCACCAAAUCUCAAUUGAAUUUUCAGAAUACUACUCCCACGCAUUGGUUGCGCGGAGAGAAGAGUAUUGUUCUGGAAGGGGUAAAGAUUGACCCUAGCGACUGGAUAAUUGUCAAUGUGCAGCAGAGUGGGUACUAUCGGGUUAAUUACGGCGAAGAAAAUUGGCACAAAAUCGUCAAUGAACUUAAUAAUCCCAAAAUGUACCACUCGAUUGCACCGUCAAAUCGCGCGCAACUCAUCGACGAUGCGUUGAAUUUGGCGCGCGGUGGGUAUCUCGACUAUGUGAUUGCACUCGAUGUCACCCGGUAUCUUCGCCACGAAACCGACUAUGUGCCUUGGAAAAGUGCCCUCGGUGGCCUGACUUUCAUCGAUUCCAUGCUGCAAAAAACAGGACAAUACGACACCUUCCGGCGGUACUGCAUCUCCCUCCUGGAAAAAGUCUACAACGAAGUGGGCUUUGAGGACGUUCCCGGGAGUUCCAUGCUGACAGUGUACAAACGCGUGGAUAUUCUGCAAUUUGCCUGCAGCCUCGGGUACAGUGAUUGCGUGGACAUGAGUGUCCAGAAAUUCAGUAUGUGGAUUCACGAGGCAAAUCCCGAUGUUCAGAACACAGUGUCGCCCAAUCUCAAAAAUCUCAUCUACUGCACGGCAAUUAAACACGGUGAUCUGAGGAUCUGGGACUUUGCCUGGGAACGCUUCCGGAAGACCAGAGUGGCCAGUGAGAAGGAAAUUCUGCUCACAGCUCUCGGAUGCAGCCGAGAGCCAUGGAUACUUAUCCGGUACCUGGAUCGAUCACUCUCUGACGCCUACGGAAUCCGGAAGCAAGAUGUGUUCAGGGUAUUUGGGGCUGUUUCUUCCAGUGACAUUGGGCAGACCAUUGUCUUCAAAUACAUGCGAAGCAAUUGGGAACACAUCAAAGAAUACUUGGGAUCUACAAUGUCGAAUUUGAACUCGAUCCUCAAGUAUGGCACAAGACGCCUGAAUACCCGUUAUGAACUGGAUGAGUUGAAGAGAUUUGCUGAUGUUCAUCUGAAGGAUUCUGGGCGAACGGUGAGGCAGGCAAUUGAAAAGACCGAAGCCAAUAUCGCAUGGAUGGAGAGGAAUUUCGACGUGAUCACCGAAUGGUUGGAAAAUGUUACAACAACAAUUGAGAGAAUUAUCGAAAUUGUCCUGGCAGCUAGUCUUCCAGCAAUCCGUCACGAGUUCCAUGAAGUAAAUGUCAAAUUUUUCGAUUUGAUCAUUGAUAAAUCGUUGGAAGUUACUACGUUCCUUUCUCGUCUUCAUUUGGUUAACAACUACGACAAAGUACUGGGCUACAUCCUGGUAUCCAUUGCUCAGCCUAUCGGAGGAAAAUUCAAAGAGCACAAGGAAGGCACUAAUGGUUCGAAUACCAGCUCCUCCAAUUCCCUUCACAAUGUAAUCCAUGUACUUGGAGUCCCAGUAGAGAUCAUAUUCCAAGUUGGCUACUGCACGUUCGAGGCUGCUCCUGGAACCGCCAAAAUUGCUUCCCUGAGUGUUCACGAAUGUCUUAAGGAGCUCAAGCUCUUCGGUGAUGUCGAUCCAGGCAUCAGAACCCUUGGGGAGGAAGCCCAAGUGAGUAUAGAUAUUGGUCAGGAGGUCAAUCAUGUAUUCUCCGAAGAGUGUCUCAUGUUCCUUGGGAAUGCGUCGGCGGAAAUGAUUGAGGCCGUUAAAGGCGGACAACCAUGGAAUGUAGUUCUGCUCGUUUUUCAAGACGUGAAUGCCAUCAUGAGCUGUUUCCUUGAGCGCACGAAUAAUGAUAUUCCAAGAUUCUUCAUCGUAAUUCACCCUGUAGUACCCAACUUGCUGGACAUUGAAGAUCACCCAUUCACUGACGGCAGCUGUAAGGGUGAUAUUGAGCUCUCUGGCCGACAUGAUAUUCCUAGUAGUUGUGUCUGUCAAGCUAUGUUGCGUCUUACUGGCAAAAGUAAUGGGAAUUGCCCAGAGUUCAUUUCCAGUUGUUUCACUGGAGUAGCUGUGGAAUCUUUUCUGACUCAGACUAGCCUGAGUUCGGUCUUCAUUGAUUCUCACGGUGACUACUGGGUAGCCUGGCUGUGUAGUCCAAGUGUUGAAGACAGAGUCAAUUUGAUGGGUUGUGUCAGCUUGAGCCUGAAUAGAUCUUCCAUGGUACUGGUAGUACCUUGCGAAUCCUUCAUUGAGCCAGGUAUAGCUCCACCAGUCGCAGGUCACGAGAUCGCCAAACCACAUGUCAAGAGUCCAAGAUUCUCCAUGGCACCAGCUGAGAAAUCAGGAAUAGCCGCCAUGUCCAUUUUGGUCUUUAAAAAGACUCUGUGGUGUAAUUCUGGUGCUUCAGUUGAUCAAGUUUCGGGAAUUCGGAAGCACAUAGCAAUGAUUUGGAGGUAUCUGGUGCUCCUCCUGGUCUUGGUUGAGAUCUUUGCCAAGCCUGGUGGGGAUUUGAAGUUAAAUGAACUGGAAGAAGAUGAAGAGGAAGUUCUGAAUCCAGCUGACUACUAUCUACCACUCAAUGUGAUGCCACAGAAAUACAAAAUCUCCCUGGACAUCGAUACAAAUCUCUGGAAUUUUCAUGGGAGAGAAAUUGUGGAAGUGAUUGUAGUGAAUCCCACUCGAGAGAUUCGUUUCAACGCCAGAGGAUUGACUAUUCAAUGGAAUGAGGCAAUCCUUAGACACAUCACUGAUCAAGGAUUUACGGAUUACACCCCAUCAAACUACACGUACAGUGAAGAAACGGAAAUUGUAGUUCUCUCCUUUGACCAAGAAUUCCUUCCAGACAACUACGAACUUCAUCUAAGUUUUAUCGGAAUAAUUCGAAGUGAUGUUUUUGGGCUGUAUCGGAGUGAGUACACCAUCGAUAAUCAGCAAAAGUAUGUCGUUGUAACGCAAUUUCAAGCAACUUAUGCUAGGACCGUCUUCCCAUGCUGGGACAAUACAAACUACCGAUCAAUUUUUGAGAUUGAGCUCAAUCACCCUGAUCGAUAUGAGGCAUACUCCAACAUGAGAAUUGCCAAUAAGACAGUAUUGGAAAACAAUCGCAUAGUGACCCUAUUUGAUCCGAGUCCACCAAUGGCAACAUAUCUUGUUGCAUUUGCUUUGGCUGAGUACCAAACAUUCCGUUCGUCCGAUGAUUUCAUUGGGGUUCAUGUUCCCAGCAAUGUUAAUGAAACCUUAGCUCAGUACUUCAUAACUAAUAUCCGCAAUGCCUUGAAUAUCUUCGAAGACUUCCUAAAUCGCAACUAUCAACUGCCAAAGCUCGACUUCAUCUCCAUCCCGAGGAUGUUUUUCGGAGGAAUGGAACACUGGGGACUGAUUACUGCUCUAUCCAGAUAUUUUGUAAACGAUCCCAAUACUGUUCUUGCCAGUCCUCAUCAAAGUAUGACUACGAUAAUUACCCACGAACUAGCUCACAUGUGGUUCGGAAAUGAAGUGACACCAGAAUCUUGGAACUACCUGUGGCUUAGUGAGGGAAUGGCGUCUUACUUUGAACUCUUCAUCGGAGACCGGAUGCAUUCUAAUUGGAGGUUGAUGGACCAGUAUCUUCUUAUCCAUGUACAUAAUGCCAUGCGGCAGGAUGACAAGAUGAAUGCACGUCCCAUGACCGGUAGCUUCUACAAACCUAUGGAUUUCAACGGACAAUUUGACUACAUUCCCUACGCUAAGUCGGGUUCUGUUAUGAGAAUGAUCCAGCAUAUAAUUGGAAUACAGCGUUUCCGUGAUUUCCUUUUUGAUUACAUCUCUGCUCGGAGUUUUUCAACCACAAAUCCAGAUCGUUUUCACGAGAGGAUUCAGGAAGUUGUUGAUAGAGCAUCAGAUAUUCCCCUACCUUCCGAUACAUCAAUGGCUACAAUUAUUCGCAGCUGGACAGACAAUGCAGGAUAUCCUGUUGUUCUCGUAACUCGCACAACAAAUGGCAUUUCCCUAACUCAGAAACGUUUCCUUGUGGAUUGGGAGCAUACGACUGUUGUUCCAUCGGAAUUUUACAUUCCUGUAAACACAAAGACUGCUUCCAAUAACCAUGUUGUGGGAACUUUGCCAAUGAGUUGGAUUGUUCCUGGCUCUGAUCUUCAAAUCGACAAUAUUGCUCUGACUGACUAUGUUAUCGUGAAUCGCCAACAAACUGGGUACUACAGGGUUAACUAUGGCGAUUACGACUGGAAGUUCCUGUCAGAAGUUCUGAACAAUCCGCAGGAUCUUGAAGGUAUUCAUAUCUUGAACAGAGCUCAACUGAUUGAUGAUUCGGCAAAUUUGGCCAAAGCUGGUCAAACUCGAUAUGACGCCUUCUUGGGAAUUAUUUCCUAUCUCAAAAAUGAAAUUGACUACAUCCCCUGGUCAGCUGCUACAAACAAUAUUCUAAGUCUCGAGGUUUUGAUCCGUGGAAUUGAGGAAUAUUCGAGAUUUGAGUACUUUAUUAAGAAUCUUACGGAAAAAGUUUAUCCAACGAUCAGGUUGACAAAUUAUACAAACGCUGAUCACAUUUCUACCCUCCACACUCAAGUUACUGGCAACUUGGUAUGUUACUUUGGGAAUGAGGAAUGUGUUCAGGAUGCAAGUGUUUUAGUUGAUGUAAUGCUAAACGAUACCCAAAUGCUUGGGAUUCCCGAACAAAUUCAACCAAUAGUUUUCUGCACAGUGGCCAAGCAUCUCCCGGAUAGCUCCAUUGUUGCCAGACUUAUGACACGAAUUAUCCAAAUCUUCUUGACUGGAAGAGAUGAUCAUGAAGAUAUUCUUAUGAGAAUUAUUGAUGGAGUGGGAUGUUCAACAAAUGAAACUAUCAUCAAUAACUUCCUUGAUACUUCUAUCCAACACCUUCCUGUACAAGGAAGCGGUAUUCGCGGCAGCGAUCGCAAUAGGAUCUUCCGCUCUGUAUCUACUGGUAGUUACAUGGGUACCAAACUUUCCCUGGAACUUAUUCUGAAUAAUUUCCUAGAAGUUGAAAAUCGUUAUGAAUCCAUUGAUAAUGCCGUGCGCGGAAUUUCUACGUUUGUCGUCACCGAUGAACUGUUGGAUCUUCUUCAGGAAAUUGUUGACGUUCACUCAGCUAGAAUGUCAGCAUCCCUCCAGGCAAUCUUCCAGAAUGAGAUAACUGCAGCUAAGAGGAAUGUAGCUUGGGUGAACCACUUCCAACCUCGCAUCAAUACAUGGCUGGAAGCUAAUGUUGAGCUUCCGACUGGUGAUUCCGGACACAGGUUGAAGGCAGUCAGUAGUAUAGUUCUACUCCUUAUCACCUUCCUACUCAAUCGUGCUUUUUAGAUAAAGCUGAGUGACUUUAUUAAUUAAGCCUUGUAAAGAUAUAAUUGUUCAAUUUAUUGUACCAAGACUAAAGAAUUGUACGAAAUAAAACCAGAAGGCGUUAGAU
This is a messenger RNA of Phlebotomus papatasi, 7744 nucleotides long. RefSeq lists its product as uncharacterized. Lineage: Eukaryota; Metazoa; Arthropoda; Insecta; Diptera; Psychodidae. Gene Ontology annotation, cellular component: cytoplasm. The record is from RefSeq and is a predicted model, not a curated record. The transcript is spliced from 20 exons. Gene Ontology annotation, molecular function: metalloaminopeptidase activity; peptide binding; zinc ion binding. Gene Ontology annotation, biological process: proteolysis; peptide catabolic process. Bases 631 to 7638 code for a protein of 2335 amino acids.